AUGAAGCACUUUGAUUCACCAGUCUACGGAUGGCUUGAUCGUGGGGAACUUCAACGACGUAGCGAGAAGAGUCGGUUUGCAACAGUUACUCGUUAUCGUGACAAACACAACAAGAUGAAGUUCAAGGGCCGGCCCGAACUUAAGAUGACCCAGACCUACCCCACGCUCUUCGUCAAGGCUCUGCUGCGGCUCCUCCCGAAGGCCUUUGCAAAGCGCAGCCAGUUCACGGCGGAGGUGGAUAUGCAGACGCCCGUGGUGCAGAUGAUGCUUGCUGCCCAAUGGAGCAGCUGGGAGGAUGCAGCCGUCUUCGCCUUGGAAGGCAUAGACACAGAGGAGGCGCCACCUGGCUCCUUGUCGCCAGUGCUGCAUGAUUCUACGGGUGAUGAAACCAUGUUGGAUUCUCCAGCACCUACGGUGAAAAAGGGUCAAGCAGCCCCUGCCGCAGCAGAGCCGCCUUCCAAAGACCUCACCCCCAGCCGCCCCAGCAAGGCCCCGGAACCAGAGCCGACAACACCCUUCGUCGGCAAAGCAACUCCAAGCAUGCUUGAACCGGAGCUCGUUGACCUUGCAAGCCAGACCCAGAAUAUCAACGAAGCCCCAAAGCACAGCCCGAACAAGAAGCUGCCUAUGAGCCCCACGCCCAUGAAGAUUUCCAAACUUGCAAAGCCUGCUCGGAACUCUCCGAAGACUCCGAAAACCAAGCCGGCUUUGACGGACGAGCAUGUCAUGCCCUCCGUGCCGGACCUGCAUGACGUGAACGCGCCGAAGCCGACCCUCGGCAAAGCUCAGCUGAGCGAACAAGCAAUUCGGAUGCGCUCGCAGCGCAUCUUUCGCCCACGAGCGAACGGGACGCUCAAAGUUUCGGAUGAAAUUUGGAAAGAGUGGAGCGGUCGUGGAACGCGUCGCAAAAUGCUCGAAGAGAUCUUCCUCCAAGUGGGGUACGACCCCGCAACCUUCAUUUCGGAGGUGGAAGUGAUCAGGGCAGAGAUGCUGGAGAAAGAAGUACCGGCUACUACUUUGUCGAGCCUCACAGGUGCAGCAGCAUCGUCUGAUUCGGGCCUUGGCCGGGCUGUUCCACCAGGGAGCGAAGCAAAUGCAUCCAGGAAUGCCCGAUCAUUCAUCUAUCGAUGGGGUCUGGUAUGGAAUGUUCCCAUUAGUGUAUUCCACUAUCAUGAUGAUGGGCAAGAUCUGGAGGUUCCCUACAUUUCGCCCCUGGCUUACAUAAAGUAUUUGCUUGAGCGAGCUCCUGAAGUACUUUUCGGUGGUCUGGGUAUUGUGGAAGGUCAGAAGAUGCUCAACUCCUUUUGGACCUCCUACGGACAAACACACAAGACACAUGAGGUGUUCCGGGAACAUGCAGGAUGCACGUCACGUGUGAUUCCGCUUUGUCUGCAUGGAGAUGAAGGCCGGGGUUUAAAGAAAACAAACACUUGCAUCAUGAUGCUCGAGGCGAUCUUCGGCUUGAGCACUGCUGAAAACAUUAAGUGCAAAAGACACUACAGCACUUGUCGCUGUUGCUCGGAGUGGGGCCUGGACCCGGAGGCUCCUUGCAAUGACGAGGCUGAGAAGGACGGUGCAGUUCCUGCUUCUGCAUUCCAGGAAAUCAAUUUGCAACAUCAUUCGUUCCUGACGAAGCUUGUGCUGUUCGCACUCCCACGUGUCUUCUUCAAGCAUAAGGACUUGCUUGAAUUAUUGAUACGACAGAUUUCUUCAGAACUACGACAACUCUUUUACGAGGGAGUAUAUGCAAGGGGAGUGUAUUGGUUUGGGACUAUCAUUGGCCUCAAAGGAGAUUUAGCUUGGUUUGCCAAGAUCGGCAAGCUAACUAGAUGUUAUAAACAUCUAGCACCGGGUGCUGCUUCUUGCCACGUUUGUGGUGCUGGAACAAGCGACCAACCAUUCGAAGAUAUUCGGCGCAACCCUUCCUGGCGCCAGAGCUUGUUCGCAGAGCGGCCGUGGUCGAGUGACGACCCUCCUAUGUUCGAUCAGAUUCCAUUCGACCGCAAUGCUCCGGAGAGAAUCCUCCGGCGGGAUUAUUUUCACUGCAGCAAGAUUGGAACAUUCAGGGAUUUUAUUGGAAGCUCCGUGCUCUUGAUCAUCAAGUUUGGCUUUUUCCAUGAUGCUGCUGGGCCAAAUAACCGGCCGGUGCUUCUGGAACGGGCUUUUGGCCAUUUCCGUUUAUUCUGCUCGACGCAAGGCAAGCAUCCGGCCAUGCACUCUUUCACGAACGAUAACUUCAACUGUUCGAGUGCGAAGACGUUCCCUUGGUGCAAAACCAAGGGCAGUGACACCAUGUUGCUGAUCGAUUGGCUACAGUAUCUUAGCCGGUCCUGUUUGGCCCGGCCAACAGACAACGACUACAUAGUUUUCUUGGAACAAAUCAAUCGGACUGCACGGGCUGGCACUUCUUGGGCUAAGUGCCUUUACAAGCAUGGAAUGUGGCUGUCUAGGAAAUGUGCGCUGGCCCUUGCAAACGAAGGGUAUGUAUUCCUGAAAGGUUACAACUCUCUCGCCAAUGCCUGUUUGAAUUCACCCGUGAUACAAGACCUGGAAUUCAAAGGCUAUGGGAUGAAGCCGAAGAUGCACCUUCUAUUCCACGACAUUCACGAAAUUUGGGACUGGCUGUCUGAUCCGGCCAUUACAACAAUUCCGAAUCCAUUGAUUUUUGGAUGCGAAAGCAACGAGGAUGUGAUAGGGAAAGUCUCUCGAAUUAUUCGUCGAGUACACCAGAAGCAAGCCGCUCGCUCUGCGCUGGAACGAUGUCUUAUGAAGUCGAAAGCCCUCUACACAAGAUUUAUGAAAGGCCUGAAGCUGGACGUUUCUCGAAAGAGAGAAAGGGAUUUGAGUGCCAGGCGUAAGGAGCCGAAGAAGUUCGCAAAGUCCAUGGCGAUGCGAAAGACUUCAGUCUGCUCUGGGAAAGGGAGGGCUGAGGGCUAA
This is a messenger RNA of Symbiodinium necroappetens, 2937 nucleotides long. The record is from the annotation of a GenBank genome assembly. Lineage: Eukaryota; Dinophyceae; Suessiales; Symbiodiniaceae.